Molecule: messenger RNA, 2412 nt
Organism: Paramuricea clavata
Lineage: Eukaryota; Metazoa; Cnidaria; Anthozoa; Malacalcyonacea; Plexauridae
Source: the annotation of a GenBank genome assembly
AUGUACAUCCUGUGGCUUUUGAGGCACUAUUGCGUACCAAUAAAUACAGAGCAAGAUUCAGGCACACUCAGAUAUCCUCAACCGAAACCUGUAUUUGAAAGCCAGCUAAAAUUGGACAAGAACUUAGAAAGAAAUUUCAAAAUGAUGUUCAAAGUACUUCUUAUAUUCGCCGCUGUAUGCGCAAGCGGUAAUGGCCAAAGUAAGCUGUACUACAUUAUAUGAACUCUCUCUAUAUAUAUCACAUGAUUUGCACAUUUUUAUUCACCGCAAAAAUUCACAAUAUGGCUUCUUGUUCAUGGGCAGGGGCCGGGCUGACUGUAGCUUUUCGAUCUCGGCGAAGCAGAAAAUCCGGGUCCAUGCAUUUGUAUAUGAAUGUAAAUAUACAGUAUUUAGUAUUAAAAAUUUAGUAGCCUACGUAGGCCUAUAAAAUAAAGUUAUAUCUUUUAAACAAAUGAUCACAUCGCACACGUCCGUUUGAUCGCUAUAUAUAAUUAGUUUAGAAAGUUUAUAAUAAAAAUAAAGCUCACUAGUUUUUUAGAACUCAUGGCAAACUUAUCAAUAGCCUGUAUGUUCAUAUUUUUCUUUAGCGUGCAUGCAUGAAGCACUGACAUUAAAUUAUUCAUGAUAUUUCUGCGUUGGCGAGGAUCUUAGCCUUGUCUUAACUGAUUUCAGAUUCGAGAAUAUAUAUAGGCUUUCAUAUACGAGCAUGCAUGCAUUGUUUCAUCAAUGCAAUUUUCUUUUCUGAAAGAAAAUUUCCUAAGACACGCCUCCAAGUCGAUAUUUUCGCGACGAUUUGUUUCGCCAACAAAUUGGUGGUCGGACUAUAGCUUGCAGUCGGACGAGACAAGAGUCUUCAAAUUGUAAAGUCUUUUUCAUUCGUUCAGCAUGAAGCAUAACGAAUUUUUUCUUUAUAUAUACAGAUGGUAUCCCGUGCCCGUGUGGUUGGGAGAACAUUUUGAAUGGUUGUUAUCUGUUUGUGAAGAACAAUUAAGGUCAAUUGGGACACAGCUCGCGCAGGUUGUCUGAAACGUGGUGGAGACCUAGUCAUUCCUACCAGUAACACAACAUGCGAUCUUCUCAGUCAGCGUGCUAAAAGCCUUGGACUUGAUAAUCCGUGGAUUGGUGCCUUCAGGUAUCUCAAUUAUGCAGGGUGUAUAAAAAAAGUCACAUCAAACUUUGGCCGCCAUAUUAUUGUGCGGUUGUAAAGGUGAAUAGGGGUAUAGAAAUCCACCGAUACGCCCAAAUUUGAAAUAAAUUCCGCGAUCCGACAAUGGUCCAGUUGUCUAAAUUUGAAUCCGCUAAAAGCUCUACUGACUAUGAAGUCACAAUCCAGGAUUCGAACUAAAUUGCAAGCUAAAUCCACAAUCCGAUCAGCCAAAAUAUUAGAUAAAUCCGCAAUCCUCUGUAUUAAAUUAAUAAGAUCCGCAAAUCCGUGUAAAAUAUUUGCCAGAUCCAAAAUGCGAACAAUUUUUUCUGUGAAAUCCGACGAUCCGAAAACCUAUUCACCCCCUAAAAAUCAAACACACCUACGACAACGUAGGUCAUGAGUUGUGUGCAUGCGGUUGCAUGCGACAGUUUUAGGAAAAAAAGUUGUGCAGUGGAAAUCGGCCGUAAAAUUAUGUAUAUAUAUGCUUCUCAACCAUUCGAAAAUUAGUACUAAUAGGUCAUGAAAAUAAUGGUAUUAAAAAUCAUUGAUAUAUAUAAUUGUAUUUUGCAAGAAUUUUUCUUUUUUUUUGCAGACGACGAGAGGAUGGGAAAUUCUAUAAUACCUGUGGAAAAGCAUUAAGUUUCAUAUACGCUGGAAACCGGGCGAGCCAAAUAAUUAUAACGGCACUCCAGAAAACUGUGCCUGAUAUAUUCGCAUGGCUCAGGAAAAGGAAAAUGGAACGACCAGUAUUGUACCAGCCUCCAAGGAUACAUCUGCCAAUUUAAAGCACACAGAUGUGAGUGUUUAACAAACAAGACGAUCCAUCAUUAAGUGUUAGUCGCUGGGAUUAUUGCGAUGAAAUUGAAAGCUUUGCGUUUUACCCAGACGGCCAGCUAGAGCUGCCAAUUUUGUGUUAGAUAUCAUUAAGUCGCGCGAGGUCAACUUUUUAUUGUCAUAUUGAUUUCAAAUACCUCAAUAUCGAACAUAAUUUUCUUACUACGUUGUCGUGUCUGAAUAAUGACAUAUUUUUCUUUUUAAAGGUGAUUAAAGCAGCAAAAUUGAAAUAAAGUCAUGAAACAUAGCUACUAUAGUAAAUAGUACGGUAUAACUUGUAGGCUAUGUGCUGUAGUAAUUCAAAUAUUUGCAGAAAAGAUGUAUUUUUUGUAAAAAUACCUGAUUAAAUGUUUAGUUUGACAACUGUUCUAAGCAGUGCUGUAGUCCUGAAACGCUAACAAGGGGGCCUCAAAGGGGUGAGGAGGUGUAGA